AUGGCCGCGGCAGCCGAUAAAGCGCGCUUCUACCUCGAACAACACGUUCCCACUCUGCAAACCUACUCCCGCCUCUCCCUCUUCACCCGCGCCGAAAUCGCCGCCAUCACCUCCAAACGCAGCACCUUCGAACACAUCAUCAAUAGCCGCGGCGGCAGCACUCCGGCCGACUUCGCCCGCUACGCCGAGUACGAGAUCAAUCUUAAUGCCUUACUCAAACAUCGCUGUCGCCGUCUCGGCAUCAAGGACAGGAGGUUGGCGUACGAUGGGAAGAAGAACGUGUUUUUCAUCCUCGAGAGAGGGACGAAGAAGUUCCCGGGUGAUAUGGGACUGUGGAUGCAGUAUAUUGAUUUCUGUAAGAGGGAGAAGGCGAAUAAAAAGUUGGUGAAGGUGUUCACGGCGGUGUUGAGGCUGAAGCCGAGGGAGUGGGGGUUGUGGGUUUUGGCGGCUAAGUGGUUUGCGGAGGAGCAGAUGGAUAUGCAGAAUGCGAGGGGAUAUCUGCAGAGAGGACUGAGGUUUUGUAAGGAUGAAGUAAGACUAUGGUUGGAGUACGUCAAGCUCGAGAUGGUGUAUCUUGCCAAGGUGGCUGCGAGGAGGAAGAUUUUGGGACUGGACGAGAAGAUGGCCGGUGACGCUGCUGAGGUGGAGGAGGAUGCUGUCGCAAAGGCAGAUGGUGACGAGGAUAUGAUUGCACUACCAACCAUCACCGCUGCGGAGUUCGAGCCAGAGCCGAGUAGAGGUACGGAUGCAGUGGACUUAGAAGCUCUGCAGAAACUAGCACAAGCGCCCGUCUUCUCCGGAGCAAUACCCAUCGCCAUCUUCGACGCCGCGAUGAAGCAAUUCAACAACAGCGCGCAAAUGGCUGAGCAGAUCUUCGAGCUGGUUGCAGCAUUCGACCAAACACCGGCUUCGAGCACUGUACUUGAACACAUCCUGUCGCACCUUCGGUCGACAUCACCAUCAUCUUCCGAAGCUAUCAUGUGCGAAGCGCGGCUAUCAAUUUUCGGCACUGACAUGCUCUCACCCGACUUUCCAGCCGCGCUUGGCACGUCACUGUCU
Molecule: messenger RNA, 1059 nt
Organism: Baudoinia panamericana UAMH 10762
Lineage: Eukaryota; Fungi; Ascomycota; Dothideomycetes; Mycosphaerellales; Teratosphaeriaceae
Exons: 1
Biological process (GO): maturation of SSU-rRNA from tricistronic rRNA transcript (SSU-rRNA, 5.8S rRNA, LSU-rRNA)
Cellular component (GO): Pwp2p-containing subcomplex of 90S preribosome; small-subunit processome
Molecular function (GO): protein binding; snoRNA binding
Source: RefSeq, a predicted model, not a curated record